AUGGAGAGCCGCAACAUCGCGCUCCUCGGGGCCUUGCUGUUCAUCUGCCGACCAGCGUCCGCAUUUGUGUCCGUAGUAGGGCCGGUGACCGCCAACAACGGGGGAGCAGGAUUGAGUGCGCCGCGAAGCGCCUCAGCGCCGUGGAACGAGCAUGCCAGAGGGCAGCAGCCAGUGUCAUCGCUAGCGGGGAGGCGGAGCCGCGCUGGCACCGCGUUGUCUAUGGGGGCGAAGUCGGUGGUAUUUGGAGAAGAUGCCCGCAAGAAGCUCGCGGACGGCAUCAACGCGGUUGCCGACGCGGUCAAGGUGACCCUGGGGCCGAAAGGCAGGAACGUGGUGCUCGAGCGGGCGUACGGCGCCCCCGAGAUCGUCAAUGACGGUGUCACGAUCGCCAGGGAUAUCGAGGUCGAAAACCACGAGGAAAACGUGGGCGUUAAGCUCGUCCAGGAAGUGGCGCAGAAGUCGGACAACAGGGCCGGUGACGGGACGACGACAUCGACCCUCCUCACCCAGGAGAUCGUAAACCAGGGCAUGCGUCUCGUGACUUCGGGCGCCAACCCGGUGGAGUUGCGGCAGGGCAUCCUGGCUGCGUCGGGCAUGAUCAUCGAGGAGAUCAAGAAGUUGGCUGUGCCCGUCGGGAAGAACGAGGACCUCCUCAACGUCGCUACGAUCGCUAGUGGAUCUUCAACCAUGGGAGGCAUCAUCGCCAAGGCCUUUGAGAGGGUCGGGGACACCGGGUCCACCGUGGUGGAGGAGAGUCAGACACUGGGCGACGAGGUCGAGUUCACGGAGGGACUCACGAUCGACAGGGGUUACCUGUCGCCCUACUUCAUCAGCGACCAGGAGCGCUCGCUGUGCGAGUUUAAGAACCCGAAGAUCCUGGUAACAGACAAGAAGAUCGACCAGGUGAACGACCUGAUCCCCCUCCUGGAGGCCAUGGUCCAGGCCAAGGAGCCCCUCCUGAUCAUGGCCGAGGACGUUGUCGGUGAGGCGCUCUCGGCCCUCGUGGUGAACAAGAUGCGAGGAGUGCUGGACGUCGUGGCCGUGAAGGCACCGUCUUUCGGGGAGAGGCGCAAGAACUACCUGCAGGACAUCGCGAUCGCCACCGGCUCCACCUACGUGGCGGAGGAGGUCGGCCUUACUCUGGACCAGGUUAAGAUCGAGAUGCUCGGCACGGCAGACCGCAUUGUUGUGAUGAAGGAGCAGACGACGAUCGUGUCGGACGGGAGAAACGACGAGGCGGUAAAGGCCCGCAUCAAGACCAUCCGCAAGGAUGCCGAGACAAGUGACAGCGCUUUCGACAAAGAGAAGGCGGAUGAGCGUGUCGCUGCCCUCGGUGGGGGUAUAGCACGCAUCAAGGUUGGUGCGGCAACCGAGACCGAGCUGAAGGACAAGAAGCUGCGUUACGAGGACGCCUUGAACUCUGUAAGGUCAGCCCUUGAGCUGGGGAUCGUUCCCGGUGGCGGUGCCUGCCUGCAGUACCUCCAGAGGAUGGACGAAGAGUUCCGGGCCCGUGUGGAGGGCGAAGACCGCAAGGCCGGCGUUGGCAUCCUCAUGCGCUCCCUCAGCGCCCCUAUGAUGCAGAUCGCCAAGAACGCAGGCGUGGAGGGCGGGAUCGUUGUCGCCAAGUGCGACAACAAGGAGUGGGGCUUCGGCUACAACGCGGCAAACUCUGAGUACUGCGACCUGCUGGAGGCGGGUGUCCUCGACCCAGCAAAGGUGACGAUCAACGCGGUGGAGAACAGCGCAAGUGUGGCCUCGUUGGUGCUCACCACCGAGUGCCUCAUCGCCGAGAUCCCCGUGAAGGUGUCCGAGGCACAGCAGCAGGCCAACUACGACGCCAUGGGCGGCGGAGACUACAUGUAAACCGGCGUGGUAUCAUAGGAUCUUGCACCCCAACCAAUACCCUAUUGAUACGGGCCGUGGAUGGCGGCGAAGGCUUCCGUAGUAUUGAACAUGCAGGGCACGGUGAAAAGCUAUGCCUAACUCGUGCAAUGAGCGGUUAGGAUCAAGUGGAAAAUCCGCCCUGCCUGCGGUAGUCUGACCGAGGGAAGCGUUGUGGUCGGCUGUGGCUCGAGUUUGCUGGGUGAGCGUAGGGAAACUCAAGUGCACACGCAACCUAAGCUUUUUGUCAGGAGAGGUUGGGACGUUGUGUUGGGCAAAGGCCAAGGCCUUGCUUUCGCCCUUGGGGUAGACGGGGGAGCUCCGAGUGAAGGCCGUUCUCGGUUCGAAGUCGGUAAGGGGGUUAAUCAACACUUUUGUUUUCAUUUUUUUGCCUGCGGUCUCAGAUGCGCUCUUUUACUAAUCGUGUCUAGGAGGGUUGGUGACUGAACCGCGGGUUGGACUUGCGCGCACACACGUGCCCCCCGCCGGUGCCGGCGAGGGAUACGUCGAUGCGACGUGCGAUGCCGGCCGGAUCUUGAAUCGAUUUCUUGGCUGACCUUUUCGUCGGUGGUUUUGGCUCAGGGACGGAGGUUGGAAUCUCCAAAUAGAAGAGGCGCAACCACCUGCCUAAAAGUGUGCGUCGUGCGGGGAAACCAGCCGUGUUUGGCCGAUCUGCACGUGCAGUAGCAUGUUUUUUUGGCAUCUUCGCACCCCAUCGAACGACGCAGACCCGCUAGGUUUGCAUUCGCGUUCGGGAGACGACGGGGUAUGUGUUCGGGGCGCGUUUAUUGGUAGAGGGGGGAUGUAGACUUAUUCCGAUCAUAAACGGACGUUUGCUGGUUAUUAUCUAUGUGCUGGCAUGGCGCGAGCAGCAGUCCGACGCCAAUCUCUGGCGCCAAUCAAAGAUGGAUGUGGAUACCGUCUCCCACCUCCUCC
Molecule: messenger RNA, 2817 nt
Organism: Ectocarpus siliculosus
Lineage: Eukaryota; Phaeophyceae; Ectocarpales; Ectocarpaceae
Source: the annotation of a GenBank genome assembly